Caenorhabditis angaria is the source of this 917-nucleotide messenger RNA. NCBI's taxonomy places the organism in Eukaryota, Metazoa, Nematoda, Chromadorea, Rhabditida, Rhabditidae. The record is from the annotation of a GenBank genome assembly.
AUGGCUGGUCUUCAUAAGGAAAUAAUCCCAAUUAUAAUCGAUAAUUUGGAGCAGGAAAAUCUUCUCAAAAUUAGCGCCAAAGCGCAAAAAUAUGCAAACUAUAAGUCAAUAAACCUCAUUCAAGAUGGCAAAAAAUUUCUACUAUCAAUUGAUGGAACAUUGAAUAUUAUUUUUCAAGAAUUGGCCUUUUUUAAAACCAAAAUCACAUAUUCGGAAACAUUUGAGGAAACUGAUUCAAUAGAAACUCGAAUCGAAUCGAUUUUUGAAGUUGUUGUUAAAAAGUUAGUCGAGUUUUUGAAACGAAUUGGAAAAAGAUUGGAGAAUUUGACAAUUAAUGUUGUGAGUUGAGGACUAAAAUAAUAUUAAUUCUAGAAAAAACAUUUCAGCAACACAAAAUGCGCUCUAGAAUUAUUCGCCAAAUCCAGCUCAGAAAUUUGAAGAACCUAUCAAAAUUUGAAAUUUCUUGCACAUCAGAACAAAUCGAUAUUUUGAAAUAUAACUUCAUCGAUUUCGAAUCAUUGAAAAAUGUGAGAAAAUCUCUUGAAAUUCCAUAUACAAAUAUAUCAUUCGAUCAGUUGAAGCAAUUAAAAGCCGAAAACAUCACAAUAACUUGGAUGAACGAUAAUUUGAAUAUGGAAAAUCUAGCAGAAUAUAUGGAUUUAUGGCGAAAUGGCGGGUUUCAUGAUAAAUUGGAAAGUUUGGAAAUUCAGAAGCCGAAGAGUUCGAGAAAAUUUCCAAUGGAAUCAGAUUUCAAAGUUAUCAACGAUGCUUCUAAUUUCAAAAGUGUAGAGUCAAAAAUUGACAAGAACAAGUUUAUUGGAAUUUGUGAAGACAGUCAAUCUAUUUGUAUUGAUGUUUGGGACAAUUCAGAAACAUCUGAUAUGGAAUCGGAAAAUUAUGCGGAAACUGUUAAUUAA